GUGGAGAAGCCACUCUUUGAUGAUGUGUUUUUUUUUCUCUUUGUUCGAUUCCGCUGGCGAACUGCUCGUGUCUGUAUUGAAGUGACAAAGCGAACAGAAGAAAGAGGAGGAAGAAGAGCAAUGACGAGGAGAAGAGUCGGCAAAGCAGAGCCCCCCUCCCAUACAAAGAGGUGUCUGAUUACCUUUCGGCCGGGGCUGUCCAUUUGAGAAGAGAAUUUCAGAGGAGAAGAGCAGGCAGUUCUACACACUGAGCAAUGGCACACAUUAAUCAAGAGGAUUGCAAGGAGGGCGCCCCCAAGGAUUUGCACGUGAAGACGGAGCUCUGCGAAGAAAACCCUUUCGUUUUUAAAGAGGUGGAGUGUAAGGAGGAGCUCGUUGAAGUUAAAGUGGAAGACCUGGAGGACUUCCCAGUUAGUCCUGAUCUGCAAAACCUUGAAAGUGGGAAUGACUUCAAACAGGAGAUCCUUGGAGAAUCCCAGUCCACUUUGCGGCAUUGGGACGCUAAUAUGGGACAAGCGUCUGCCCAGCAGAAUUCUGUGGAGCUGAAAUCUGAGUCCUCGGAGUUUGAGGAGAAACUCAGUAAAGGAAACUGGAGAGAAGGAGAAGGGCAUCGUUCACCUGGCAGUGUUGGAACAAAUUUCCUUGGGAAAGGCAGCGCCUCCGCACCUUCAUUUGCUCAGGUGUCUCUUCAGUGUGGACUUCAGCAUGAUCAGGACAAGGAGAAGACAAAGAACUCAACAAGCGGCUCAGAGAAUUUGGACCUGACCCCUGUUAAACUAUCACAGCCAGAAGCCACCAACACUGACCAACAUGAAGCGCAUACUACAGAACUAAAGGAUUUACACACCAGCCGAGUGGGUGGAAAUUUUUUUAAAAACAAAUCUAACUGUAAAGAUAACUUGAUUCAUUCAUUUCAUAACUCAUAUGCCUGUUCUGAUUGUGGCAAACUAUUUCCACACCAAACUAGCCUAUACAGACAUAAAAGAAUUCACACUAGAGAAAAACCCCACUGUUGUGCAGAGUGUGGCAAACGAUUCCCUAGCGAAAGUGCUCUGCAGCGGCACACACGCGUUCAUACUGGAGAGAAGCCAUACAGCUGUGCCGAAUGUGGCAAAAGAUUUUCUCAUAAUGGCAGUUUUCGAGAUCAUAAAAAAAUACACACUGGAGAGAGACCUUACUGCUGCUCUGAAUGUGGGAAAAGAUUCUCACUUGUAGGUAAUUUUUAUAGCCACUUAAGAAUUCACAGUGGAGAAAGGCCUUAUUGUUGUAGUGAAUGUGGCAAACGGUUCAUACAAAGAAGCAGCUUACAGAAUCACAUCAGAACUCACACAAGAGAGAAGCCUCACUGUUGUUCUGAAUGUGGCAAACAGUUCUCCCAAAUAAGCAGUCUUCAGACCCACAUAAGAAUCCACACUGGAGAAAAACCAUAUAGAUGUUCAGAAUGUGGCAAGCAAUUCUCAAACAGUAGCCAUCUUCAGAGGCACACGCGAUUUCACACUGGAGAAAAGCCAUAUUCCUGUUCUGAGUGCGGCAAACGAUUCUUUCAAAAUGGCAAUCUUCUGGAGCAUGCACGCAUUCAUACAGGGGAGAAGCCAUACUGCUGUUCAGAAUGUGGCAAACGAUUCUCUAAUCACAGUGGUCUUCAAGGACACAUGCAAGUUCACAGUGGAGAAAGGCCAUAUUCAUGUUCUGAAUGUGGCAAACAGUUCAUUUACCUUAACAGUCUCCGGCGUCAUGCAAAAAUUCAUACAGGAGAGAAGCCGUAUGUCUGUUCUGUAUGUAGCAAACGAUUCUCUGACAGUAGCUCUCUUCAGCGGCAUGCACAAAUUCAUACUGGUGAGAAGAAAAUCAGAGCUGAGCUAGCGGUGGGGAAAAAAACCAAACAACUGAAACCGUGCUAGGGUGCUAAGGUCAGCGGGUCUCAUCAAAAGAAACGCUUCCUGACAUCUACUAUCACUCUGUAUGAACUGCAAGAAGAGACGUCAAUAGGGACGAUUUGAGGUGCUACAUGAAGCCCUUGCUGCAAAUGUACAGGAUUUUUGUUUUUAGUGAUUUUUAAUCCUUCAGUCGCCAUAACAGCACUUAAUGGUACUUCGACAGAAAUGGCCUGCCUAAAUCAUGACUGAUAGUGCCCAAAACCCAAUGGGAGGAAUUCAACCUGAGAGAACUGUUAUUGAUGUUCUGAAUAUGGGGAGCAAAAAAAAGAUUCUUACAAAAAGGUUCGGCUCAACAACACGUGGCAAUACACUUUGGACAGAAACUGCGUUCAGAACGGCUACAGUACCAGGCAAGGAAAAGGUGUGGGAUGACCGCUGUCAGGGUGUUUCACUCACGAGCCACCACAUAAUGAGCUUGGAUGACAAAAAUGACCAGAAGGUGGCGCCCGUGAUGGAUCAUUUCCUUGUGUUUAAUGUAAUCUCACACGGUAUGUGUUUAAAUCCUUUUAGUAGGACAGUUACAGAUUCUGUUAAGAAGUUUAUGGAUAAGACAUUGGGACAUUUUAGCGCUUAGCUAAACAAACAAGCUCGAUGGCCUGAAUUGUCUCCUCUCGUUUGUCACAUCUCUUAUGUUCAUAUUUUGUACAGC
Molecule: messenger RNA, 2586 nt
Organism: Erpetoichthys calabaricus (reedfish)
Lineage: Eukaryota; Metazoa; Chordata; Cladistia; Polypteriformes; Polypteridae
Product: gastrula zinc finger protein XlCGF57.1-like
Exons: 3
Coding region: 255-1901 (548 amino acids)
Biological process (GO): regulation of transcription by RNA polymerase II
Cellular component (GO): nucleus
Molecular function (GO): DNA-binding transcription activator activity, RNA polymerase II-specific; RNA polymerase II cis-regulatory region sequence-specific DNA binding
Source: RefSeq, a predicted model, not a curated record